GAGGACAGCGAUCCAGGGGCAUCACGUCCUGCGGCAAUUUUCCUUCACGGGGCUGGCGGAAAUACAGUCGGUUGGUGGCAGCAGAUUCCAGCCUUCGUGCCCAUCUUGCGGUGCAUCGCGUAUGACAUCCGUGGAUAUGGGCGGUCUCCCAAUCCCACUGGCGACAGCAUGACAUUCCUUAUAGCCGACUUGGAAGCGCUCGUGGCCCACCUCUGUCUGACUCGCGUCGUCCUCAUAGCGCAGUCCAUGGGCGGGAGAGCUGCGUUGGGAUAUGCGGUGCGCCACCCAGAUACUGUGCUGGCUUUGAUCAUGGCCGACAACUGGGGGAGCUUUCACUGGCCAGAGCACUACGAGAGGGCAAAGCAGUUCACCAUACCAGAAGGACACCCUCGAGGAGUCGGGAGGAACUUCCCGCAGGAGCAGCCUGCGCUCUACCACUUGUUUCGGUCCAUCGGAGGGUUGAAUCCUCCGCGUCCGCGGCUCGAAGGGCCCACUCCAGGCGGCCCCACAGUCGAGGAGGUUCAACGUCUGGAAGUGCCUGUUCUGUGUAUUGUCGGUGCUGAUGAUGUCAUCUUCCCGCCUUCUCAGAUUCGGGCAUUUGCUGAGCUGCUUCCAAACUCGGUGCUGGGCAGUCAACAAAGGGAUUCAUCUGAUGCAGUAUGCUGGGAGCAGGACAGAAGUAGUCCAAUUUCGUCAGGAGUUUGUGGAGGUGGACGGUGCAGGUCAUUCAGUUUAUUUCGAGAAGGCACAUCUUUUCAACAAGCAAUCGCUGGAUUUCCUCAAGAAGCACAUUCCAGAAUUGGUAAGCUGAGAGACCUUGGCACAUCUUCAUCUCAGUGA
This is a messenger RNA of Symbiodinium pilosum, 840 nucleotides long. NCBI's taxonomy places the organism in Eukaryota, Dinophyceae, Suessiales, Symbiodiniaceae. The record is from the annotation of a GenBank genome assembly.